Messenger RNA from Effrenium voratum, 1926 nucleotides. Lineage: Eukaryota; Dinophyceae; Suessiales; Symbiodiniaceae. The record is from the annotation of a GenBank genome assembly.
UUCGCAGCAGCCCCCGACUCGGAGUUGGUUUAAGCCGGUCAGUCGGCUCAAAUGAAGUGCGGAAAUGUCGCCAUGAGGUUUUGAACAUGGGGGCAAGAUGCUGCACCUUGUCACAAGGAAGGACCGAGCCGCUGGCAGUGGCCUCUAGGAUCCGGAAGGCCGCAAAAACACCCACCUUGAAGACCUACAAGGAGUUCCAGGAUGCCUACUCGCUGAAGGGCCCGGUGAGACCCGGCGCCACUGCGCUGGCAGUGAGUUUGAAGGAGCUGGGCAAAGGUUUCGUGUGUCGCAAGUUGAAGAAGGCCAACUUGCCCUGCAAAGCAGCGGCAGAUGUGGCCAACUACUGCCAGAACCUCAGCGGCCUGGAACACCCGCACAUUUGCAGGUUCAUCGAGGCCUUUGAGGACACGACCUACAUUUACAUGAUCUACGAGAGGGCGGGCACCACCACGCUCUUCGAGCUGAUCCGGGAGCGCGCCUCGCUCACAGAGGAGGAUGCGGCGGACUACCUGCGGCAGGCCGCCAUGGCGCUGUCGGUGGCACACUCGCAGGGCAUCGUCCACGGCAGACUCUCGCCCAAGACGCUCAUUGUUGAUGAGGAGGAUCCUGGUGAGGAGGAUUACGAUGCGCAAAUCAAGAUUUGUGACAUGGGCCAGGGCUUCAUCCUGCGGCCGGCGCUUUUCUCCUGCGAGGAGACGCCUGAGAACGUGGAGAUGGAGCACUAUGCUUGCUCUCCGGAGUACGUGCAAAAGGAGCUGGUGGUCACUGGGACGGCAGACCUGCCGCGCCACGCAGAGAAGAACGACAUCUGGGCGUUGGGGAUGAUCUUCUUCCACAUGCUGUCUGGAAGUUUGCCCUUCCAGGUCACCUCGCGCGCCCGCCUGGCCGAAUCGGUGGGCCAGAAGUUCACCUACGAGGAGGCAUGGGGCAAACUUUCUGCAAGCGCCCGAGAGAUUGUGGAGCAGAUGCUCCGAGUGAACCCGGCCAUCCGGAUCUCCGCCUCCACUCUGCUGAAGCACCCCUGGAUCAAGGUGGCCCGCACCACCUUUCCGCGCCGGCGGAUGGUGCAGCUGCUGAACAACUUGCGGCUGAACGUGCAGGAGAGCGAGCUCAAGCGCUUCGUGCUGCGGGUCAUUGCUGAGCAAUUGCCCAGGGACAGCAAGACAGAGCAAGCUGUCGAGAAGGCCUUCAGAUGCCUCGACCGCAACGGCGACGGAGUUCUCACCGUGGAAGAGGUCGUCAAGGGCUUGAAGAAGCAUUUGGAAGUGAAGGACACAAAGGAGCUGGAGUCCCUCUUCGCACAGGUUGACCGAGAUGGAUCUGGCACCAUCAACGUGCAGGAGUUCCUGGCCGCGGCCAUGGAUCAGAACCGCAUCAGCGGCCUGCCGAUCUUGUGGGAGGCCUUUAGCGCCUUCGACAAGGAUCGAGGGGGCACCAUCAGCAACGACGAGAUCGGCAAGAUCGUGAAGGAAGUGGAGGGCCAACUGGUCUCCAUGGAGGUAGCAGAGAGCUGUGCCUUUGCCAUUCAGAAGGAGCUGGAGCAAACAGGCAACUCCGGGGACCUGGACUUCGAGCAGUUCGUGUACCUCAUGAAGACCCGGCCCAGCUCCACGGAUGCCGCCAACACGCAGCUCACGCGCGCCUGCUGGGCGGGCUUUGGCAUGGACUGCUACCAGGUUCGCCACCGCGAGCCUGAGAGGUGGGACAUCACCAAAGAGAAGUCGCGAGCGAACCGCUCGGUGUACCGCCACCGGCGGCCCAAAAAAAAGGGCGACGAGGAGGAGCCCGUGACUGCUGGAUGAGCCUCUCGCGUUUGGAAGUUCGAGCCGGCCGCCGAUCACCAGAGAUGCGACCUGACGCUUUGUAUCAUACGGUGAAUUCAGCGACCUCUGGAAGAGUUGCCUCAUGGGUAUUCUCCGAAAUCGG